Patiria miniata (bat star) is the source of this 1994-nucleotide messenger RNA. Its product is annotated as actin-binding protein IPP-like. The record is from RefSeq and is a predicted model, not a curated record. Gene Ontology annotation, molecular function: protein binding. The transcript has 5 exons. Lineage: Eukaryota; Metazoa; Echinodermata; Asteroidea; Valvatida; Asterinidae. Bases 149 to 1903 code for a protein of 584 amino acids.
GCCUUUCAUCAGCGCAUGGCAUGCAGCAGACGACAUCGAUCGAUCUCGAUCGAAAGUACACACUUUCUCGAUUUUUUUGUCCACGACUACGAUCCAUGUCCUAGGGUUUGACCUCCAUACAUGUUAAUUCCGUGAUGCUUGUUUCAUCAUGGCCACAUCUGUCAGUGAAGAAGAUGAGAGAUAUUGCGACAGGAGACAUGCCCAGAAUCUUCUGGAUGGCUUGGCCUGCUUACGGGCUGACAGUCAAUUCUGUGACAUAGAGCUAUGUGUUGGGAAGUCCAAGUACCAGGCCCAUCGUGCCGUCUUGUCUGCUUGUAGUCCAUACUUUCAAGGCAUGUUUGCUAGUGGGAUGAGAGAGGCACACCAAGACUCUGUCGACAUCCUUGGAAUUGAUCCGCAUGUAUUGCAACUCCUUUUAGACUUCAUGUAUACAGGAUAUGUGCAAGUUGAGGCAGAUACUGUGCAGGACUUAUUGUCAGCUGCUGAUAUGCUACAAUUGCAAGGUGUUGUCACCAUCUGCUGCUCAUUCUUAAAAACCCAGCUUCACCCAUCUAACUGUCUUGGUAUCCUACGCUUUGCCCGGUCCCAUGCCUGUGAUGAUCUGGCAGCAACCUGUUUAGCCUAUGCCUGUGCUUACUUUGCUCAGGUGUCCAAGAUGGAAGAGUUUCUAGAUGUGGAUGUUGAUGACAUUAUGUCACUCCUUAAAAGUGAGGAGCUUCGAGUUGACAACGAGUUUGAAGUAUUCCAAGCAGCCAUGAGUUGGAUUCUCCAUUCCCCAAGUGAUCGACGCAAGACUCUUGUACGGGUUCUAGAACCGGUACGAUUCCCCAUCAUUUCCCAGCACCAACUUUUUGAAUACAUCAGAGAGUGUCCAGACUUGAGUUUACGGGUUGCUAUGGGAAAGUUGUUGGAACGAUUCAACCCUGACAAAACUCAGUCUUCAUCAGUCAGACCUGCAGCAGCAUUCUCCAACCCCAGCUUGAGCAGGCCACGACAAAAUGCAAGGAAACACCUGGUGUUGAUCGGUGGUUAUAGGAGGAACCCUGGGGAGCGCUUUGAUGACAUGGAGACGCUGGACUCCGUGGUGCAGCUAGACACCUUCACACAGAGAUGGGCAACGAUGCCAAGCCUACAGCAGCCAAGGCAUGGUCAUGAUGCAGCCUUCCUCAACGGCUCACUGUAUGCCAUGGGUGGGGAGUGUGAUGCUCUUAUCAAUAAUAACGUGGAGACGUUGGACCCUGUUUCUAAACAAUGGAGUGACAUGCCGUCUUUACUCAGUCCACGCUGUGGUCAUGGUGUGUGUACAGUUAAUGGUGUCAUGUACGUGCUAGGAGGAAUUGAAGGAAGUGACGUCUUGAAAAGCAUAGAAAAGUUUGAUGAAGAGAGGGGUGCAUGGUGUCUGGCAGGAAAUAUGACAGAGGGACGAAGUUAUUUUGCUACUGCCGAAGUUGAUGGAUUGAUUUAUGUAGCCGGGGGAUGUAACGAUCCCACCAGUGGGGAACUCAAGUCAUUGGAGAGCUACAACCCCAUUACCAAUGAAUGGAACAGUCUUGCCAGUAUGAAACACAAGAGAGCCCACUUCAAAAUGGGGGUGUUAGGAGACCAUCUUUAUGUUGUCGGAGGAGCCAACAAAGAGAGGAAUGUGCUGAGCUCUGUUGAAAGAUACUCUGUUAUAGAGGAGAAAUGGACGAGUUUGAAACACAUGUCAACAGCCCGUGCCGACAUGUCUGUGGCUACUGUGAAUGGACUUAUAUAUGUCAUGGGAGGGCGCUCUUCAGGCAAGAGCACCCGUGCUCCUAAGACAUUGGACUUGGUGGAGUGUUAUGAUCCACGCAGCAACUCUUGGAUUACUAUGGGUAAGAUGCCAACAAGCAGAUGUGAGGCUGCUGUAACUGUUAUAUGACCUAGUCAUUAAAGGGUUAUUAUGGCCGGAAACCCCCUGAUUUAAAGGAAACUAACCUUAUGUCAUACAGAUACUGUUCCCGAGAAAAGAC